AUGCUGGUGGUGGUGGUGGUGGUGGUGGUGGUAGUAGUGGCAACGGUAGUGGCAGUGGAGUUGGUGAUGCUGAUGCUGCUGCUGCUGCUGGGCCAUCUCCAACUAUCUCACCCCCUACAAUUUCCAGCCCUCCUAAUUUGCAACCUGGUGCACCUACUUCUCCACAGAACAGUCACUCUUCCUCAUCAUUAUCACCUAGCAAUAGAGACAGUAGCCCUAGCAGCAAUCCCAAAGUCAUGUACUCCAUGCCAUCAAUGUAUUCCUCAGUAGGAGCAUCUAUGCCAAUGGGAUUAAACAACAACCAACAUCAGCUGCUCAACAGCUUCUUCAACCAGGAUUUCUACUCUGGCCAGUCUCAGUCAGGAGCCACGUGUUCUUCCACUUCCUCUAUGCUCGGUUUACCAACAGGCAUGAUCUAUCCAUCUGAACACUACACUAAAUGUUAUCGUCGGAGUUUCAAUGAACGGAAGCCUUACAAAUGUGAAGUUUGUCGGAAAGGUUUCUCACGGAGGGUAAACCUAAACAAUCACGAAAAAGCCCCAACAGGGGAAAAGCACUUUUAUUGUGAAUAUUGUAAAAAAGCAUUUGCACAGAGGGCUCACUUAAAAACUCAUGAAUUAACCCAUACUGGAAUUAAACCUUACACCUGUUCCUAUUGUGGCAAGAUGUUUGCACAGAGAGCCAACUUUGAUAACCAUCGGAGAAUACACACGGGGGAAAAGCCAUACCACUGCAAUUUCUGUGAGAAGUCUUUCUCACAGCAAACCAACCUAGACAACCAUGAACGAACACACACAGGAUUGAAACCUUACCGCUGUGAAUUCUGCUCGAAAUCUUUUUCUCAACGUACUAACUUAGAUAACCACAAACGUAUCCAUACCGGUGAUUUGUUUCGUUGCUCGUUUUGUUCAAAACCGUUUACACAGCAGAUAAAUCUACGUAACCAUGAACGUAUUCAUACCGGCGAGCGACCGUAUGCAUGUUCUUACUGCCCUAAAGCGUUCUGCCAACAGACAGAACUUAAGAACCAUGAACGCACACAUACAGGCGAGAAACCAUUUAUCUGCUCUAUUUGUAUGAAAGCAUUUAGUCAGCAAGGUAACCUGAAAAUACACAUGCGAAUACACACAGGGGAAAAGCCAUUUGUGUGUGAUAUCUGCUCCAAAGCAUUUAGCCAACGUACUAAUCUGGACAAUCAUAGACGUAUUCACACAGGAGAUAUGUUUAGAUGUAGCUUCUGCUCGAAAGAGUUCAGCCAACGUGUGAACCUGCGUAAUCAUGAACGCAUUCACACAGGGGAGAAGCCAUUUAAUUGCUCUGUGUGUUCAAAGUCAUUUAGCCAACAGGGAAACCUCAAGAACCACUUGAGGACACACUCUGGUGAGAAACCUUACAGCUGUGAACUAUGUGGGAAAUGUUUUGCUCAGCGGACCACAUUAGAUAAUCAUUUACGAAGUCAUGCCCUUGCUGCAGCAAAGCAACAAGCUGCUAGAGCUGUUCCAAACAAUUCACUUGUAACAAAUACUACCAAUCCUAUCAACAACAACAACAGCAGUAGUAGUGGUGGUGUUGGGGUUGGUGUUGGUGUUGGUACCAAUAAUGCCAGUAAUAAUAACAACAGCAGUAAUACCGCCAACCACAGUCGUUCUAAUGCAAACCAUCCCCAUGGCAACCAUGGCCCUCCAGAUAGCCAAGCUUUUAACAAGUCCUUCAACUGUGAUAUCAUUGUUCCAACACCUCCUAUAUCUAACCGGGGUCUGUCUGGGAUGGGCGAAAACUCCAACUACAACCACAGCACAGGGGGAAAUCAUAAUAAAAACAGCCUUAAGAGUUCCGACACCAACCAAUCACAACCAUUGAGCCAUCCUCAUCACCAAUACUCCUCUCCCCACUUCCUCUCACACUCCACACACCCACUGCGUUCACAUAUAGAUGAUGACCGCAAUCUGCGGGAGUCACAAAGUGGGGGAUUCCGGCUGCAGCCACCUGCUGUGUCCUCCUCAUGGUUAAACUCUGCCUACUUGCAGGAGAUGCCUGCAAACUGGGAAAGUAACUACUUGUGGUCAAGAGGUUUUCCUAUUGCCCCGAUAUCAUCCAGUGGUUGGAAUAAUGUCACAGCUGGCCUCUCAUGUGGGAGGAAACUGAACAGAUCUAGAGAUCUUUGCUGAUCCAUGUCAUCCAUUGUGAAAUGUCCAUGUUAGAGAUGGUGAUUGUAUCUAACAGAUUUUUGUGGCAUUUGUCAACCCUUGUCUUAUUUUCAUACACACGCAUACACAUCUACUUAAAAAAUACAUGCAUGUAUAAAUAUAUAUUCAUUCAUACUCACUCACAUGCAUGUAUGUAAAUAUACAUAGACACACAUAUCAGUACAUACACACAUCCACACAUGUACACACAUCAAUGCAUACAUACAUUAGAACAUAUACUUAUUGAUUCAUCCACACUGAUCAAUACAUUAUAUACACACACACCCAUGCACACAUACACACACACACAUAUAUUCAUUCACAUGCUCCAAUACACACAUAUAUACAUUUAUUUUAUGAGUGCAUUUGUCUUGCAAUAUGUAUACAUACACACAAGUAUGCACUUAGUGAUGUUUUGAGCUGUCCAUUCUUAUUUGUUUAACAUAUAUAUAUGUGUGUGUGUUUGUGUGUGUGUGUAUGUAUGUACAGCACUCACACUCUUCAAGACCUUCACCCUUUCUCUCUCUCUCCUGCCACCUGGACCACCAAUAACUAACCCUUCCAAUUAGAUGUUCGGCCCUCCAUUGUUGGUUGCAACAUACCUGUAUCAUCACAGAUCUGUGAAGUCCUUCUUUCAGGCAGUCUACCAUGCUGUUGAGAGUUAGGAAAUUGUAGCUCAAUACCAGCACUACAUAGUGCAAUCUUCUAAUUACCUGAGUAAUGCUGUAUGUCAUGUGAAGAACCUGUUUUGUGGAAUUAUUUCGAUCCCUAUGAUAGGCUGCAAACCCAGCAUUUCAAAAACUUCAUGUCUGAUUUUAUCUUCAUGAUUUUAAGUUCACAUUUCUGAGGUGUAAGUUGCAAUUGAUAAAAAGUAUAUAUGCAUAUAUAUAAAUGGGUGUGUGUGUGAGAGAGAGAGAGAGAGAGUUUGUGUUUAUCCAUUUGUUUAACAUCCAUUUCUCCAUACUAGCUUGAGCUGGACAAAUCAUACAACUGAGACAUUUUUUCAUCAGUAGAUGCCAUUCCUGUCACUAUUCUCUACCAGUUUUGAAGCAAGGGACUUUUUAUUCCACACAUCUUUGAAAGGAAAGUGCUAGCAAAUGAUUUGUUGACUGGGAGUGCCAAGAAAACGCCAUUUUUGGCUCAAAAUUUUUCGUGUGAAAGAAGGAAUCCAAGCAUUCACACUGACAUAAACACACACACAUUUCAAAUAUGUGGGUAUGUGAAUGUAUGUAUAUGCAUAUAAAUACGUACAUACAUACAUACAUGGUGGCUGCCCCCUCGUUAUCGAGUAU
Octopus sinensis (East Asian common octopus) is the source of this 3478-nucleotide messenger RNA. Its product is annotated as zinc finger protein 2-like. Gene Ontology annotation, molecular function: RNA polymerase II transcription regulatory region sequence-specific DNA binding; DNA-binding transcription factor activity, RNA polymerase II-specific. Gene Ontology annotation, biological process: regulation of transcription by RNA polymerase II. The coding region runs from base 237 to 2168 and encodes 643 amino acids. NCBI's taxonomy places the organism in Eukaryota, Metazoa, Mollusca, Cephalopoda, Octopoda, Octopodidae. Gene Ontology annotation, cellular component: nucleus. The record is from RefSeq and is a predicted model, not a curated record. The transcript has a single exon.